This is a messenger RNA of Carlito syrichta (Philippine tarsier), 615 nucleotides long. It is a transcript of the gene DCANP1, whose product is annotated as dendritic cell associated nuclear protein. The record is from RefSeq and is a predicted model, not a curated record. NCBI's taxonomy places the organism in Eukaryota, Metazoa, Chordata, Mammalia, Primates, Tarsiidae.
AUGCAUUACAGAACAACAGUCCACAUGCAGAACUCAAGAAGCCACGACCUGGAAACUGCACCUGAACAUCAAAGUCUGCAGAGAAGAAGCUGAUGGGGAUCCCACAGAACCCCCAGGGUGAAGCUCUCCCACUCCAUCAAGGAGCAGUGCCCCUCUCCAAGGAAGGGCCUUGGUGGGAGUCCCCCUCCAGGGAAAAACAAGUCCAUCACAUUCAGAGUUCCUGAAGGAGCAGUUCCCUUCCUCUGUGGGAGAUUUCAUGACUUGGGCCUUAAGGGUGAAGCAUCUGGGAGGCCUCCAGGGAUGCAGGAUGAACUGUACAGCAGACUGAAGGGACAGGCCAGACUGGGACAGAAGGGGGCCAGGAAACAUCUGGUUUGUUUCAGACUCUACCAGUUCACACAAUCUCCUGGAAAACCCAUACCUUGCCUCUACCAAGUUUUCAAGACAGUUAAACUUGGCCCAUCCUAGGAUCCAUUUUUCUUGAGUAUAAAAACAUUUAAAUCAUCAGAUCCAUGAUACCCACCACUCUCUCCUAACAGUUGAAAUUGUCAAGAUGGCUCAAGGGCCUGGCCUAUGCACUUGACACCUCUCUCCUUUGCCUGCACCAACUGCUAA